This is a messenger RNA of Brassica napus (rape), 3389 nucleotides long. RefSeq names its product filament-like plant protein 4. The record is from RefSeq and is a predicted model, not a curated record. The coding region runs from base 347 to 3193 and encodes 948 amino acids. NCBI's taxonomy places the organism in Eukaryota, Viridiplantae, Streptophyta, Magnoliopsida, Brassicales, Brassicaceae. The transcript has 7 exons.
AGAAAGAAAGAAAGAAAGAAAGAAAGAAGGGUAGCUAUCAUGGGUGAUUAGUUUAAAGGAGAGCCUCUGCUACGUUAUAGGGGUUGAAGUGAUAGAGAAGGCAUACAUACAUAGAUUACUUUCACCUUCAACAUCACCGCUACUAUCACCAUAACCCACCACACUUCCUCUAUCUCUCCAGAAACAGAGUAGAUUCUCUGAUUUUUUUUUCAAUCUAUUUGCCGAAAUUGAUGAUUUAAUAGCUCCUGAAUUUGUUGGGAGAUUCUUCUGUUUCAACUGCUGCAUUUUCCGGAGAUCUUCGGUGGUGCCAUUUGUAUUCGUUCUGGCGUUCGAAUCCUGAAUUCUAAUGGAUCGUAAGAGUUGGCCAUGGAAGAAGAAAUCCUCUGAGAAGUCUGUUACAGUCACCGAAGCUCUUGACCAACACCAGGAAAAUGGGAAGAAGCCGAGCUACAUCCAGAUCUCAUUUGAUCAAUACUCACAUUUCAACGCUUUGAAAGACGAAGUUCACAAGUACGAACAACAAGUAACAAACCUAGAAGAUCAGAUCAAGGAUCUGGACUCCAAGCUAUCCACCGCUAAUGCAGAGAUCGCAGCCAAGGAGGUUGUCGUCAAACAACACUCCAAAGUCGCUGAAGAAGCCGUCACAGGCUGGGAGAAAGCUGAAGCAGAAGCUUCCGCUUUGAAAACGCAUCUCGAAACCGUUACGCUCGCCAAGCUCACCGUUGAAGACAGAGCUGCGCAUCUAGACGGCGCGCUCAAGGAGUGUAUGAGACAGAUAAGGAGUUUAAAAGAAGAGAACGAGCAGAAGCUGCAAGAUGUUAUCUCGACUAAAACCAACCAAAUGGAUAAGCUCAGAGACGAGUUCGAGUCCAAGAUGGGCGAGUUCGAGCAAGAGCUGCUCCGUUCCGCAGCCGAGAACGACGCGCUCUCCAGGUCCUUGCAGGAGCGUUCUAACAUGCUCAUGAGGAUACGCGAGGAGAAGUCUCAAGCGGAGGCCGAGAUUGAGCAUCUUAAAAACAAUAUAGAGUCUUGCGAGAGGGAGAUCAACACUCUCAAGUACGAGACCCACGUGAUCACCAAGGAGCUUGAGAUCCGCAACGAGGAGAAGAACAUGAGCAUGAGGUCAGCUGACGCGGCGAACAAGCAGCAUUUGGAAGGUGUCAAGAAGAUUGCGAAGCUGGAAGCUGAGUGCCAGAGGCUAAGGACUCUUGUGAGGAAGAAGCUUCCAGGUCCUGCAGCGCUCGCGCAGAUGAAAAUGGAGGUUGAGAGUUUGGGGAGAGGAGAGUACGGAGAUCACAGGCAAAGAAGGUCACCGGCUAGGCCGUCUAGUCCUCUCAUGUCUCCGAUGUCGCAUCAGAUGACAGAGUUCUCGCUCGACAAGUUUCACAAAGAGAACGAUUUGCUGACGGAGAGGUUACUAGCCAUGGAGGAAGAGACCAAGAUGCUUAAAGAAGCGUUGGCGAAGCGUAACAGCGAGCUUCAAGUGUCGAGGAACCUCUGUGCUAAGACAGCAAACAGGCUUCAGACGUUGGAAGCUCAGGUGAUGAGUAAGAGUAGUCCAACCAAGAGUGGCUUUGACAUCUUCUCUCACCAACAUGCUAGUAACCCUCCUAGUAUGGCUUCAAUGUCUGAGGACGGUAACGAAGAUGCUAGAUCUUUGAUGUCUGAGCUCUCUCAAACAACUAAGGAUAAAAACAGUGCGAAGAUGAAGAAGACAGAGAGUGCUAACCAGUUGGAGCUUAUGGACGAUUUUCUAGAAAUGGAGAAGCUAGCUUGUCUACCAAAUAAUGAUUCUGAAGCUGAGGUUUCACCAGCGACGCAGCUGAAGAAAAGAAUCUCCACUUUGCUUCAGUCUCUCCCCAAAGAUGCUGCCUCUGAGAAGAUUCUGGCUGAGGUACAAUGUGCCAUUGAAGAUGCAGGUGGUGCUAAGCUGCUGCCUUCUGAAUGUCAUGAACCAGAAGAAAAGGAUGUAGCCAUGUCAACUGAGACCACUGAGAACACCGUUGAGGUAAUAACACAAGAAGUAUCUCAUGCUCUUUCUCAGAUAUACCACUUUGUUUCCUACCUUUCGAAAGAAGCAGCGCAGUGUCAGGACACAUUCUCCCAAAAGGUUCAAGAGUUCUCUGUCACAUACGACGGAGUCUUGAGCAAGGAGAAGACUCUGGAGGACUUUCUGUUUGAUCUCUCACGUGUUUUAGCCGAAGCUAGAGAGCUGAAAAUCAAUGUGUUGGGAUAUAACGCAUCUGAAGUUGAGAUUCACAGUCCAGAUUGCAUUGAUAAAGUCGCUUUGCCGGAGAACAAAGCACUUCUUAGGAAAGAUUCAUCAGGUGAACAUGGUUGUUCUCAGAGCUCUGACUCCGAGAUUCCGGAUGACUGCAACGGAACAUCUGGCUAUGACGCCAAGCUCUCAGCAGCAGCUUGUAAGUUUACAUCUGAAGAGUUUGAAGGACUGAAACUCGAGAAAGAAAAAGCGGAGACCAACCUUGCAAGCUGUGAAGCUGAUCUUGAAGCAACUAAGUCAAAACUUCAAGAAACAGAGCAGCUUCUUGCUGAGGUCAGAUCAAGUUUGGAAUCUGCUCAGAAGUCUAAUGGCAUGGCUGAGACUCAGCUCAAAUGCAUGGUGGAAUCAUAUAGAUCUCUUGAAACUAGAUCAGCAGAGCUGGAAAUUGAGUUGAGUUCACUUAAAGGCAAAAUCGAAAACUUAGAAGAUGAGCUUCAUGAAGAAAAGGAGAAUCACCGUGAGGCUUUAACCAAAUGCCAAGAACUCGAGGAGCAAUUACAAAGUGACAAGCAAAAGUGCCCGACUUGUUCAGUAACUGAAGCUGAUCCUAAAACAAAACAGGACAAUGAGCUAGCAGCUGCUGCAGAGAAGCUACAAGAGUGUCAAGAGACUAUACUGCUUCUCGGGAAGCAACUCAAAUCCAUGUGUCCUCCAACAGAACAGGUUGCUUCGUCCACAAGCCAAGAACAAACCGUAAACCAAGAAGAAGACAAGGAAGACGCAACUACAAAUCCUCAAGAGUUCAGAGCGAGCUCGCCGUCAGAAACACCUUCGAUGCCUACAAUGAGAUCUCCGGUAGGGUCAAAACAUAGACACACCAAGUCAAACCCAUUAUCGUCGUCCUCGUCGGGACUUACCCCUGAGAAACACUCUAGAGGAUUCAGCAGGUUCUUCUCCUCCAAACCAAAGUAAAAUCAAAAGAAAAGAGAGAACAUACUAUAAAUCUAACUAUGUUUUAUAUCGUAUCUAUUGCAAUAUAUAUACAGUAUUUUUACUAUGUGGGAAUGUUUUUCAACUUUAGUUUUUUUUUCUUUUUCCUUUCCGUAAUGACAACAGUUUGGUGUUGAAUUCUACGGCGUGUAAAUGUCAAUCUACCCAUCUCUUUGUA